GUAUUCUUCGCUCGUCAAUGUCAAAUUGUCAUAUACAUCUUGCAUUUAGUACAGAAAUCAGAUUUAAUUUUAUUUAUUAUUUACUUACAUGUUUAAUUUUUAAACAAAAUGGGUAAUGAAACGACGCUGCCUGCGAAACCUAGCCUUGGAAUUGGAUCUGCAGUAAGAAGAGUGUUCAAAGCGAGACAAACGAAAUUCAAAGAAUCCAUCAUCCAAAGCAAUAUACCGCUUUUAAUCGAUUGUUUGGGUUUGGGCGUGGAUCCGAACACCGAAUUCGAUGACGGAAAUUACGCUCUUCAUAUUGCGACGGAAAAGUGCGAUUAUGCCAUUUUAAGAAUACUUCUCAAUCGGCAAAACAUCGAGAUCGAUAAGAAAAAUUGGUUUGGUGUCACUGCUCUGAUGGUAGCUUGCGAAGAAGCAACCUUGGCUUGUAAUUCAGAAUCCAAACUAACCAUGUUUAAGCUCUUAAUCGCUAACGGCAUGGACAGACACCAGCUCCAUCCUAUAGAAGGACGGAAUUGCUUGCACUACGUAGCAAUUUCGGGCUACAUACCAUUAGCUCAGUAUUUGAUUACGCUCAACAUGGAGAGUGAUUUGUUUGUCAGAGAUAUUACAGGAAGAACGCCUAUGGAUUUAGCUUUGGAUCAUUUAAAUUUUAUGGUCUUUCAUCUGUUGAAACUGGCUUACCUAAAGAAACGUAUUUCGCCUCAAAGUAGAACACAAUUAAAAUUAAGGAAAUCGAUGAGUCGUAGAAUGGUAUAGUAGGAUUUAAAAUCGAAAUAACUUUAUAGGUACUCAUUGUAUUUUUAUUAUAUAUAUUUUUUUAUUACCUAUUUAUUAUAAUGUAAAAACUUGUCAUUUUAUAUAAAGGUUAAUUUUACAAUUAAAAUUGAAUUAACAGGCCUUAAAACAUUAAUUAAAAAGAAUUAUAUUUAUGAAAUAAACAUAUGUGCACUUUUAAUAAUACGCAUUAGAUCACGAUAACCUGAAGCAGCUUUAAAGGUACCAUU
Messenger RNA from Psylliodes chrysocephalus, 1010 nucleotides. Lineage: Eukaryota; Metazoa; Arthropoda; Insecta; Coleoptera; Chrysomelidae. The record is from the annotation of a GenBank genome assembly.